AUGAGUGGACUAAAGAAAUACUCAUUCACAGGCGAGGCCUAUCAGCCUCAAGAAGAAUUAUACUUCAAUGAUGGAAGGGAAAUCGAAUUGCUUCAUUUCAUUUACGACCAUGCGUCCCUUGAAGAAAUGAGAGGAAAACCACAACGAGUUCUAGACGCAAUUGACGAAUUUGGGAAAACCAGAAAAUAUCUUAUGAAUAUUGGCGAAUAUAAAGCGAAGGCAAUCACGAAGUUAAUAAAAGAUGAAAACCCACGAGUUAUCGUCGAACUAGGUGGCUAUGUCGGAUAUUCAGCCAUCGCAUUCGGUGCAGCGUUAAAAGGUGUCGGAGGCCAGCGAUACUACAGUUUGGAGAUGAACCCCGAAUUUGCCGCCGUAAUGUCCGUACUUGUCGACCUAGCAGGACUUAGCAAUGUCGUCAAGGUCAUCGUUGGUCCUAGUUCCAAUUCUCUAGAACGUUUGGUCAAGGAGGAUACGUUAAAGCAUAUCGACCUUCUAUUCCUCGAUCAUUAUAAACCUGCAUAUACUACCGAUUUAAAACUCUGCGAAGAGCUCGGGCUAGUGUCAGUUGGUUCUAUAUAUGCUGCGGACAAUGUGGUCAAACCUGGCAACCCAUUAUAUCUAGAAUAUGUACGAAGCACGGUGCAUGAGAAAAGGCGAAAGGCUUCCGACUAUGAUCAAACCGGGCCCAAGGGGAACCCAAAUUUGAUAUACGAUAGCCAUUUUAUAGAAGGUUGGGAACCCAGUGGCGUACCCGAUGCGAUAGAAAUCACGAGGUGCGUUGGAGUACAGACAUGA
Molecule: messenger RNA, 795 nt
Organism: Hypoxylon trugodes
Lineage: Eukaryota; Fungi; Ascomycota; Sordariomycetes; Xylariales; Hypoxylaceae
Product: S-adenosyl-L-methionine-dependent methyltransferase
Exons: 5
Coding region: 1-795 (264 amino acids)
Molecular function (GO): O-methyltransferase activity
Source: RefSeq, a predicted model, not a curated record